GACAUGAUCGAGGGAGACAGUACUGCGAAUCAGAAUCUGAAGGCCGCGAUGAUCACCGGUCUAAGGGGUCAAGAGCCUUGCUGAUCAAGAAUCUCUACUUGUCGUGCGAUCCCUAUAUGUGCAUCCUCAUGCGGAAGCUCCAUAACAUCGAAGUCUUCACUUCCUUCACCCCCGGCUCUCCAAUGACUGGGUUUGGAGUGGGCAAAGUUGUGGAAUCAGAGCACCCUGAAUUCAAGCAAGGCGAUCUAGUGUGGGGCACAACUUCCUGGGAAGAGCACAGCAUCAUAACUGACUUCCACGGCCUCUUCAAGAUCCACCACACCGAUGUCCCAAUCUCAUGAAUGCAGUGUAUGGCAGGGUCAGGAUCGAGGGAUUUGUGACCUUUGAUUACUAUGACCAGUACCAGAAGCUCCUUGACUUUGUGUUGCCCUCACAUUAGAGAAAGGAAUAUAGCAUACUUAGAAGACGUUGUCGAAGGUCGCGAGAACGGCCCAGUCGCGAUCUUGGGGCUUUUCAGUGGCCGUAAUGCCGGAAAGCAGGUCGUUGUGGUUGCUAGAGAUUAAUCAUCACACUCCAGCUACAAUAAUAUUAACUUUGAUAUGGCUGCAGUUGUGGCAUCUGAAUGGUAAAACGUAUCCUCCCUCUUUCUAUAUCACAUAGUACUCGAUAAUGAUGUCAAAGGACUAAUCAUCAGUCAUAACCAAUUAAUCGUAUACGUAUCUAGA
This is a messenger RNA of Punica granatum (pomegranate), 725 nucleotides long. The record is from RefSeq and is a predicted model, not a curated record. Lineage: Eukaryota; Viridiplantae; Streptophyta; Magnoliopsida; Myrtales; Lythraceae.